AUGGCGCAAAAGGACCUUGCUCCCGAAAUUACUAAACAACGCAACUUUCUGACUAGCACGAUGCGUCUCAAGUCAGGCGGUGGCGUGAAAGUGUACAACAUACACGUCGCCAAUCCGACUGGCAGAAUUGACGAACUUGGUCAAGCGAUAGCCGUUUAUGUCGAUGCUACUGACCACGGGUUCUAUGGAUGCCAAGUUAUCGGCUACCAGGACACGCUAUGUGCCCACAAGGGCUUUCAGCUCUAUUCUCGAUGUUACAUCAGCGGCACCGUUGACUUUGCGUUUGGCACGCGGGCGAAAGCGUGGUUUGAGUCUUGCGACCUUGAGUCCAUCGGAAAAGGAUGGAUCACCGCUAAUGGCAACGACGACAGCUCGAACUUGUCCGAGUACGUCUUUAGCCGUGCACGUGUGUUGGGGUCCAGUGGUAAGGGCUCAACGUUCCUUGGUCGUCCAUGGUUUCCAUAUGCUCGUGUAGUGUGUCAGAAUAGCAACCUGAGUGAUGUCGUUAAUCCUGCAGGGUAG
Molecule: messenger RNA, 522 nt
Organism: Peronospora belbahrii
Lineage: Eukaryota; Oomycota; Peronosporomycetes; Peronosporales; Peronosporaceae
Source: the annotation of a GenBank genome assembly